This is a messenger RNA of Penicillium brevicompactum, 426 nucleotides long. RefSeq lists its product as uncharacterized. The coding region runs from base 1 to 426 and encodes 141 amino acids. The transcript has a single exon. The record is from RefSeq and is a predicted model, not a curated record. NCBI's taxonomy places the organism in Eukaryota, Fungi, Ascomycota, Eurotiomycetes, Eurotiales, Aspergillaceae.
AUGCCUUCCAUCACGUACCAAUACUUGCCCGGCCCAGUCGGAGACUGUCUCAAGCCUUCAUCUCUUGCAACAACUGCUACCAUUCCGUUAUCACCAACAACCAGUCUUGUCGUCACCACAGGUCACCUCGGUCUAGACCUAGAGACAGGCGAGCUUAUCAACAGCUCUCCAGAGGCGGAGUUUAAUGCUAUUUUCUCUUGCCUCGAUGCCGCUCUCAAGAACGCUGGCAUUGCUGAAGGCUUACUUCAGGCAUAUAAGUUCGUGAGCUAUUUGGCUCACGCCGAAGACGAGUCCUUGAUGCUCCGAGUAUUUCAGCAGCGAUUCCCGGGUCAUACCCCCACUUGGUCCACUGUUAUUGUGAAAGAAAUCAAUGUAUCUAGUAUGCGAGCUGAAAUCGCAGCGCAAGGGGUGUUGUUCUCCCACUGA